AUGACUGAAAAAAACAUAGAUAAUUAUACAUUCCUUACCUCUGAUGUACUUGGUGUUGGAUCAUUUGGCACUGUCUUCCAAGGCUUUGAUUUAAACAGCAAUCGUUAUGUGGCAAUGAAAAUGAUAGCAAAGGAUAAUUUGCUUAAUGAUCCAAAAGGUCAAAGUGGACUUAAGACCGAAAUCAAUAUAAUGAAAAAGUUAAAUCAUAAAAACAUAGUUCAACUUAUAGAUGUAUUGGAGACUCAAAAUAAUAUCUAUAUCAUUCAAGAAUUAUGUGAGAAUGGAGAUUUAUCCAAGUUUUUGAAGAAGAACAAAUUGGUUGAUGAAAAAAUGGCAUUGAAUAUCAUUCUUGAUGUUCUUUAAGGUUUUUAUGAGUUACUCAAGUACAGGAUUAUUCAUAGAGAUCUAAAACCUGCAAAUAUUUUAAUACAUAACAAUACAUAUAAACUUGCUGAUUUUGGUUUCUCAAAAUUUGUGGAAAACUUUAAUCCAAACACAUUGCAAUCACAAGUAGGAACACCAUUGUACAUGAGUCCAUAAAUAUUAAGAAAUGAAAAAUACUCCAUGAAAUGUGAUAUUUGGUCUUUAGGAUUUCUGUUCUAUGAAAUACUUUAUGGAUAAACUCCCUGGGUAGCCUCAUCAAUUCCGUAAUUAGUUAAAAAUAUUAAUAAUUAACCUCUUGUAUUCCAUGAUUCUAUCAAUCAAGUAUCAAAUGGAGUGAAAGAUUUUAUUUCCAAAUGCUUGGCUAUUUAAGAAGUGGAUAGAAUUAGUUGGGAAGAAGUAUUUAUUCAUCCAAUUUUUGCAUAAGAUUUUAGCUAAGCUCGUUUAGUAGGUGCUUUAUUCGAAGAAAAAGAAUUGUCUAUAGCAAUGAGCAUGAGACAAUAAUCCGUAACUUAAUCGCUUAGUAUCAACGAAUUACUAAGAUAAUUGGCUGAGGAUGAGGAUCGAAUUCUUGAUAUUGAAGACUUUAUUGGAAUUUUCCUUGCUAUAAAUGAGAAUUUGUUAGAGGAAUAAAUUCAUUAUAUCUUUAAAAUUAUUGAUGAAGAGUAUAUAGGAAAAGUCACAUGCAAAAAUCUUUUAGAUUGGCUUAUCAAACAUGAUAUUUGUUAAUAGGAAACAGAUAUUAGAAGUGGUUCAAACACUAUCUAUGGAGCACCUGAAAAAGGUUAAGUCUAAUAGGUUCUAUAAUAGAAUGAACUUAGUUAAGACAGAUAACUGAUUUAAAUACUAUAUGAAGAAAUAAAGAUAAACAAUUUAAAUUUAGUUGAGUUAUUUUAGAAAUUUGCAACAUCCUCAAACACAAUGAGCUAUCAAGAUUUCACCAAUAUGAUGCUGAAUUACGAUUCUACUUUAAGUGAUUGGGAAAUUUUUGAAACUUUUAAACUAUUUGCAUCAAAUAAAAGUGUGAACAUCAAUUUAAAUCAAUUUAAGCAAGUAUUAGAAUAAAAUUUUCGAGAUGAUGAUUUCUGA
Molecule: messenger RNA, 1470 nt
Organism: Paramecium tetraurelia
Lineage: Eukaryota; Ciliophora; Oligohymenophorea; Peniculida; Parameciidae
Exons: 8
Biological process (GO): autophagosome organization; protein autophosphorylation; peptidyl-serine phosphorylation
Cellular component (GO): cytoplasm; autophagosome
Molecular function (GO): ATP binding; protein serine/threonine kinase activity
Source: RefSeq, a predicted model, not a curated record